Monoraphidium neglectum is the source of this 1749-nucleotide messenger RNA. RefSeq lists its product as hypothetical. The record is from RefSeq and is a predicted model, not a curated record. Lineage: Eukaryota; Viridiplantae; Chlorophyta; Chlorophyceae; Sphaeropleales; Selenastraceae. The transcript has 3 exons. The coding region runs from base 1 to 1749 and encodes 582 amino acids.
AUGCAGGGAGGCCUGCCUGCUGACGGCGUCACGCAGCCGGCCGAGUCUGCUGCUGACAACGCUGGCUCAGGGAUGCUGCUCGAUGCAUUGGGCUGCGGACUGCUGGGCCGGGUGCUGCGGCACCUGCUGCCAGCAGAUGGGGACGGUGAUGACAACUGCAGGUGCACCAUCCCGUGCACUCUGGCGCAACGCUGUCGCGCAACGAGGGGCGACAUCCGGGCUGCAAGGCUGGCGUGCCGCGCGCUUGACGAGGCGGCGCGCCAGGAGCUGGCAUCACGGCUAGUGCUCUCGCCACAAAACCUGGCCGCCGGCCGCCCUGACUGGUCGCGCUUCCCCGCCGUCACGGCCCUGGCGUUUGACGGCUGGUUUGUCACGCCUCCAAAGCCGCAGCAGGAAAAGCAGAAGCCGAAGCAAAAGAAAAAGCAAAAGCAGCAGCAGGAGCAGCAGCAACAGCGGCAAGAGUCAUCGAAUCCAUGGGACACAGUGGUGCAGCAGCAUCACCUGCUGGACGACACCAUCCUAAGCGCACGCAAGCGCCGCCGUGGGGUGGUGCGCGGCGCCAGCCCGCUCGAGCGCCUGUUGCAGCAGGUCACGCACCUCGAGGUUCAGGGCGGCCUGCACUGGAACUACCUGGAGGACAUCCUGGAGCGCCUGCCAAACCUGACUCACCUCGUCGCAGGCGGCGGCCGCUACCAUCAACACGCCAAAGACGACGCGUACGCCGCCACCCGCGCGAUUGGGGUCCUUGCCGUCUGGGAGCUGGACCACCGCCUGCAGAGUGUUGUCGCGCCCGGCAUGGUGAUCGACUACGAGACAUACGCUCACUUGUCGCGUCUGCCGUGCCUGUCCGAGCUCGUCGCCGACGGCAUCGACGAGCAGUGGGAGGAACCCAGCCUGGAGCUCACGUCGCUGACCCGGCUGUGGCUUUCUCAGACCGGGGGCAAAUCGAGGCUCAGCGUCAACCUCCCACAGGCCGAGGAGCUGACAAAGAUUGAUCUGACCCCCGCGACCGCCGACGAGCUAGCCCAUGCCGCGCCUCGGCUGCGGCGGCUCUCUUUCUUCGACAUCACGUCAGACCGGGGCGCGUGGCGGGUGCCAGUCACGCACGCCUUCCAUAACGUGACGCACCUGUUCAUCCAGGCAAACGAGGGCUUUGUCACGGCCCACUUCAAAUCCCGCUUCCCAGCCCUUGAGCACCUGGGGCUUGAGGUGAACAUGGACGUCUACAGCGACGACGAUGGCGAUGGCGAUGGCGAUGGCGAUGGCGAUGGCGGUGGCGACGCCCGGUUUGACGUCGCCUCCCUGCUGGCCGGCCUCACGGGCCUGCGGUCGCUGGCCCUGGAGCGCGUGGAACCGGGUUGGAUCACGGCGGCGGCGCGGGACGCAAUCGCGGCGAUGAUGCGGCUGGAGCGGCUCGGAGUUCCCGUCGACGUGGGCGACCCCGCUUCCCUUGCUUGGCUGGCACGCGCGACGACGGUGGUGAGCCUGACUCUCGCACCAUGGACAGCCACCUUGCGUGAUGACGACCAGCCCGUGGAGGUCUCCCUCGCGCUGGAGGCUGCCGCGCACCUCCCCCGGCUGGCGUCCCUGGUGCUGAUGGUGCCUCUGUUUACGUCGCCCGAGACGUACCCAGCCGUCUGGGACGUCGCGCCAUUCCUGCGGCUGGCGCUUCGACCGCGCCUCAGCGGCGGUGGCAGCGCUGCGCAUGCGGUGGUUCCUGAGAACCAGCGCCUACCCGUGACUGCUUAG